AUGCCAGCGGAGGCCGGCGCGCUCCACUACACGCAGCGCGAGCUCACCGACGCCAUCCACACGCCAUGGACCCUCGCGCAGGACUGGGCCACCCCCUCUCCGCAGCGGAGCAUCGUCCCGAGCCCCCCGAGCGCCGCCCCGCAGCGUCGCGCCGCGCUCGGCCGAACGGCCGCCCCCCGCGCUCGGGGGCGCCGUGCGCCGCGGGCCGACAUGGUCUUCGUGGAGGAGCUGCCCGAGGACGACGGGGAGGACGAGGGCGACGGCGGCGCCGGGCUCGGGUUCGGCCCCGAGCGCCUGUGGGCCUGCCCGCGCUGCGGGGACCAGGUGCCACAGAGGCGCCGCGGCGCACACGAGGCGCUCUGGUGCUCCGCGCUGAACGCGGACGGCGGCGACGCGUCCUCCGGAGAGAGCAGCAGCGACGCGGGCGCCGCCGCGAAGAGGGCGGGCGACCGCCGCCAGGGCAGUGCUCCAGAGGGCCUGCGUGCCCGGCGGGCUGGCAGGGCGGGCCUGCAGGGCGGCCUCAACUUCGAGCGCCGGUGCCCCCACGGCUUCCACCCCCAGGGGUGCGCCCAGUGCGCGGCGGGUGCCGACACAGGCUGCUGCGGCGGCGGCGCCGCGAGCUCAGGGUGCUGCGAUGCCCCAGGCGGUGGUCCAGACGAGCUGGCCGAGACCUCUGAGGGAGCACGGCGGAGGGCGCGCCUGAGCUUUUUCUUCCUGGUGCUCUUCGUGCUCCCAGGCUGCGGGGCCCUGUUCCUGCUGGCGCAGGAGAUGCUGGACCCGGGCGUGCGGCGGGUCGCUGCCGAUGACGCGGGGACGGUCAAGGAUAUUUUCUUUGGUGGGAAGCCGUGGGUAGUCUACUGCGUGAACAAGAGGACGGGCGCCAGCACCCAGCACUUGCCGAUGCUCGCGAAGGCCGCCGAGAUCCUGCGGCCCGAGGGCAUCAAGGUCGCCGAGGUGCACUGCUGGAACCCCCUGCCGACCAAGAGGGGGCCGCGGACCCUUGCGAAGCGCUUCCGGUUUCAGGACCGGCCGCCAGUCUCCCUCUUUGUGGCCGGGGACGGCAAGCCGCAGGUGCUGGACUCCCUCGCGGGGAGCACCGGCCCCGGCCUGGCGCGGCAGGCCGUGGCCGCGGCGGGCGCGGCGCGAGGGCCGCGGCGGAGCCCCGCCGCGGCGCGGGGCGGCCGCUCCGGGCGCGGCGAGCGCGUGGGCCGCCGGCCGAGGGACGAGGAGGACCCGCCCGACGAGCCCGGCGCGCCCGCGGGCACGGCGGAGGCCGAGGAUGGGGCGGCGGCGGCGAGGAGGACGACGGGGCAGAGGUGGUCGACCUGGACGCCUGAGCGCGCCGCUCCCGCUCCGACGGCGUGCGCGAGAGGGGGGUCUUGGUCGGUGGCGUCGCCGUCGGAGGUCCCGGGGCCCCGCUGGGGGUGCUCGGCACCCUGGCCAUGACCGGGCGCACCUCGAGAAAGGCCGGCCGGGCCGAUCGAGGCGAAGUUCGCGGCGGCCCCCUCCCGCCCAGCCGACGGCAGCGGCACUCGGCUCGGCUUCGCGGCCGCCUGCGCGUGUGGCGAGCGUCGGGGUCCGUGCGCCCGCGGGCGGGCGGGUGGAUGGUCGACCCGCGGCGGCCUCUGCGAGCCGUCGCCGGCCUGAGUAUCAGCGCGCGCCUGGCGCGCGCGUCGAAGAACAAGGGAAAAAGCGGAUGAACUAGUAGUCGGCGCCACCCGAAGAUACCAACACCAUGUGUGCGUCGCCUCCGGAGCGAA
Prorocentrum cordatum is the source of this 1760-nucleotide messenger RNA. NCBI's taxonomy places the organism in Eukaryota, Dinophyceae, Prorocentrales, Prorocentraceae. The record is from the annotation of a GenBank genome assembly.